ACAAAAAAUUACACAUUUAAAUAAAAAAACACUAAAAAAAAAAAAAUACAAAAGUUACAAAAAGUAAAAAAAAAGUAUUUUUAAUUUCCAGAAUGUUGCAACCGAUUUCCGAGAGAUGGUCGCGCGCCUUACCCAAUCGCAAGUCAACGGACUGCAGCAAUAUUUUCGCCACUGGUAUUGUGCCGCCACGGGAAAGUUUUUUUCCAUCGUUCGAGAGAAGCAGCAGGGAUCCGCCCAUGGGAUUGCUGCUGGGCUGGGAGUUUGGACGCCAGUGGCUGCAUGAGCGUGAGACUUACCUGCGCGACAAGCGCCUGCAAGCGAAGGAGCAUCACAUCGAACCAGACUUCACGUGGUGGCUGAACAAACGCAAGGUGACCAAACGACGCAAAAUGUUCCACAGAAAAUCCCAGGGAGCCUCUCUGGCCAACUGCAAACUAACAGCUUUUGCUUUGGCCAGAAAGAACAGACGUCUACGCGCUGAGGAGCGCAAUAAGCGGGCUCUCGCUCCGAACACCGCUCACGUAUCUGGCGAGAGGAGGAAUUCGAAGUGUAUGUGCAAGAACGGCAAACGCAAGCCUCCGGGAAAGUAAUAGAAAUAGGGAGAGUAAACAGAACCACCAAAUCGUCUUCAGAAGAAAUGUAAAUGGAAUUGUAACUACCUGCAUAAUAUGCAUAUUUACAUUGAAAAAUGUAAAGUAUUAUAAAUAAAUAUUAGAAAAUAGUACAGCAUAA
This is a messenger RNA of Scaptodrosophila lebanonensis, 732 nucleotides long. RefSeq lists its product as uncharacterized. The record is from RefSeq and is a predicted model, not a curated record. Bases 93 to 590 code for a protein of 165 amino acids. Lineage: Eukaryota; Metazoa; Arthropoda; Insecta; Diptera; Drosophilidae. The transcript has a single exon.